Messenger RNA from Beta vulgaris subsp. vulgaris (sugar beet), 2008 nucleotides. RefSeq lists its product as uncharacterized. The record is from RefSeq and is a predicted model, not a curated record. The transcript has 14 exons. Gene Ontology annotation, molecular function: LPPG:FO 2-phospho-L-lactate transferase activity. The coding region runs from base 63 to 1517 and encodes 484 amino acids. NCBI's taxonomy places the organism in Eukaryota, Viridiplantae, Streptophyta, Magnoliopsida, Caryophyllales, Amaranthaceae.
CUGCAAAUCUCUCCAUAAAUCAAAGGUCAUUACUUUACAAAAACUAACCCUUUCCUUUAAAAAUGGCGGACAGUUUAUUAGGACCUUCUCCUUCAUUCUAUCCCUUAUAUAAGCCUUUAUCUUUCUCACAUUCCAACUCUUCCUUCGUUUUCCCCUUUUCUUCACAUCAUUUUUCCCACUACUAUUUAAAGUCUACCAUUUUAAGCAAUUCUACUAGAUUUAAGUGCAAUUUUUCUUCAAAUUCUUCAUCUUCAUCAUCAAUGGCUUCCACUCAAACAUCUCCCUCUUCUCAUUCUUCAUCCUCUCCACCUUCUCUUCUUGUUUUUUCAGGAGGUACUGCCUUUAAUGGGGUUGUGGAGGAGUUGAAAAAGCUCACAACUCGUGUUUCCCAUGUUCUUCCUGUUUCUGAUGAUGGUGGAAGUACAGCUGAGAUUGUUCGUGUGCUUGGUGGUCCGGCCGUUGGAGACAUAAGAUCAAGAUGUUUGAGGCUCUCUGACCAAAGUACCGCAGAGGCUCUUGCUGUCCGGCAACUAUUAGGUCAUCGUUUACCUCUACAUGCUAAAGAAGCAAAAUCAGAAUGGUACGACAUUGUGGAAGGAGAGCAUUCUCUCUGGGAGGGAGUAUCGGUACCAUACAGGGAAACAAUUCGAGCCUUUUUAGUUUACUUUCAGCAUCAGAUUCUCAUGAGAUCUGAGGAGAAAUUUUGUUUUAGCAAUGGCAGCAUUGGGAACUUCUUCUUCGCUGGAGCCCGCAUAUUCUUUCAGUCUCUAGAAUCUGCAGUAUUUUUGUUUUCACGUGUAUCAGAGAUUCCUAAAGAAAGUCUUGUUCUCCCGGUUAUAUCCACCAAUGACAGGCUGACGCUGGGCUGCGAGCUGUGGGAUGGAAGAACAAUCCGUGGUCAGAACGAAAUAUCUCAUCCAACCAAUGGACUAUUGGAGCCUAUAAAUAAGAACAGCUGUUCUGUUGAAGCACUUCCUUCAAGAAUAAAGCGGGUAUUCUACAUGUCAAGUGAGGGGCAGAAUCUGUUGCACGAGGUUUUCCCUCCACCAAAUCCUGCUGUCCUGGACCAGUUGCGCAGUGUCAAUUGCAUUGUCUAUGCCAUGGGAUCCCUUUUUACAUCCAUCUGCCCUUCAUUGGUAUUAAAUGGUUUCGGGGAAAUCAUAUCGUCAAGGUCUUGUCCAAAGAUACUUCUACUGAAUGGCACACAUGAUCGAGAAACAAGUGGAUUCUCAGCGUCAUGCUUUGUGACUGCAAUUACUGAUGCUCUUAACAGAACUCAUGGAAAUUCUAAAUAUUGUCUCAAUAAUCCUCCAAGUAUGUAUGUUAAUACAAUUUUGGUGCCCAGAAAUGGUGAAAUUCCGGUGGAUGCAAAUGCCUUGAGCAACCAAGGGAUCUAUGAUGUGGUCACUGUUGACUCAUUACAGGAUCCAAAAGUUGGCAUAACCUUUGACCCCAACUCAUUAAUACAAUCGUUGGCGGAUAUAUUGACUAGCGAGCUCAAAUGUAAUGCAAAGUAAUGUUCAACUCCGUUGCUUGGAGUGUUUACAGAGGCUCCUAUGACCUUGUUUUUGACCUACAUCAGCCAAGAGGCAUUCAAAGAUGAAAACCAACCGAUCUUUGCUAAGGAAUAUAUUUGAUGUUCUACCACUUCUGAUAUGCAUGUGAUUGAAGAUUUUGGAGCAGGGAAAAUUCUUUUCUUGCCACCCCUGCUUUUCAAUUGUACAGAGCGCAGCCAAUCUCGGAAUCUCUGAGCGAUUGCCUGGUUAGAAAGUAGGCAGUGAAUCUGCAAUGCCGUGUAGUUCUCCAAUGGCUAUUGUGUAACUCUGUAGAAUAUUAUCUAGGUUCUGAUGUAAUUAGGAGGAAGUUCAUUAUUGUGACACUCUCGAGUCUCUCCCCUACCUUGAAUAGUUGAUGCAAUCAGGUUUUGCUGAGUAGCAUUAUUUGCUCAAGUCAACCAUGAAGUUGGACAAAUUGGUGGAUUAAAUGAAAAUUCAUAUUUGUUAUAAAA